AUGACGUUCAAACCGGAAGCCUUCCUGGCCAAAGAGGAGCUGAGCGGCUCCAGCUAUAGCGACUAUCUGGUGUUCAGUCGAGCGAUUCUGGGCUGGAGGAAAGUCCAGCAUGAGGGGGCCAGAGGGGAAAGAGAUGACUAUCUGGACAAAUACACUCUGUCUAGAGGCAGUCUCCGAUUUAUCAAUGGUCUCAUCUCCCAGUUCAGUGACAACCUGCAGGAAGCGCAGCUGGUUUCCCGUGCCAGUGAGUGCCAGCGGCAGACGUCUAUCUACAAUGAGCACAGCAACCAGGACGAGCUGCUGAAGGCCGUACUGCUGGCUGGGUUGUAUCCCAACCUCGUUCAGGUAAAGAAAGGCAUUGUUACCAAAGGGGGGCGCUUUCGUCCCAAUAAUCUCGCUCUGCGCUCGCUCAGCGGUCCGGUGCUGCUUCACCGCUCCUCAGUGAACAGAGGCAAAGAGGACCUCCCCAGUCGGUGGCUGACCUUUUUCAGUGCGGUCAAGUCUAACGGGAAUGUUUUCAUCAGGGACUCUUCUGCAGUUCACCCCCUUGCCCUGCUGCUGCUCACUGACUGUGACAUUUCAGAGACAGUAAACGGCGACAUGGUGGAGGUAUCUUUUCCUGGCCGCUCUCUGGUGCGCUGCGAGGUCCCACUUCAGACAUGGGAUCUUCUCUGGGAUCUUCGCACCUCCAUUCAGACCAUGCUCUACCGCAACUUCAACAAUCCCAGCAACGCUAACGUUUCUCAAGAUGGAAGCCUCAUAUCCUUACUUGUAGAGCUGCUGAACAACACGGAGUCAAACCCUUUUGUCGAGGUGUCUGGCACAGAAAGUGAAGUAGAUUAAAAACUAUAUAUUUUCUGCAUGUGAGGUUUGACUCCAUGGCGAAUUUCGAAAUCAUGAAGCAUUUUUUAUUUCGGAAGCACUUUUGUGAAAAUGAUUGCAACAAAUUCAAAUCCCAUGGAAAUUGUGUGCUACUUUUUCUUUGUAAAUGCAUAACGCCAUCACUCCUAUCCAUACAAUGAUAGGAAAAAACAGUUUUGACCUUUUUCAUUGUAUACUAAAUGCUUCAUUGCUUUCUAAAGGAAGUAGGGUAUGAUUUUACUCUGAGUAAGGACGGGUCAUUAAAAUUGUGAACAUUGUCAGAUUUAUUAAAACGAUACAAUUUCCUGCCAUG
Poecilia latipinna (sailfin molly) is the source of this 1174-nucleotide messenger RNA. RefSeq names its product putative ATP-dependent RNA helicase DHX30. NCBI's taxonomy places the organism in Eukaryota, Metazoa, Chordata, Actinopteri, Cyprinodontiformes, Poeciliidae. The coding region runs from base 1 to 843 and encodes 280 amino acids. The transcript has 6 exons. The record is from RefSeq and is a predicted model, not a curated record.